Molecule: messenger RNA, 564 nt
Organism: Morchella sextelata
Lineage: Eukaryota; Fungi; Ascomycota; Pezizomycetes; Pezizales; Morchellaceae
Exons: 3
Coding region: 1-564 (187 amino acids)
Source: RefSeq, a predicted model, not a curated record
AUGAGAUUCUCCGCCAUCCUUCUAUCCGUUGGCUUCGUUGCCCUUGCUGCUGCUCAGUCAUCGUCGACUACCACUUCCGCCGCUCCUAACCCAACCACCGUCUGCCUUAACGCUUGCGAUACUGGCGAUGUCACUUGCCAGGCAUCCUGUGUGGGUGUCCCGGCCCCAGAUGCCUCUAUGGUCAAUGCAACCAACGAAUGUGCUGCCGCUUGCCCUCAAGGCAACGGUACCGCCGCAGAGACCGACGCCUUUUCUAAGUGUGUUCAGUCAUGCAUCACGAAUGAGUUCUUGUCCACCACCGGAGCUGGAGCUACUGCCACCGCCACUGGAACUGGAACUGCUGCCACAGGAUCUGGAUCAUCUCAAACUGCCACUGGAACUGGAUCGUCCGCCUCCGCCUCUGGCACCUCCGGUACUUCUACACGCUCUGGAUCUGGCUCUUCUACCGGGACCGAAACCGCUAACGCUUCUGCCACAGCUUCGGGUAACGCUGCUGCUGGAUACACCGUAACUGGUUCCUUCAUCGCCCUUUUCGCCGUUGCCGCCGGCAUCAUUGUCUUGUAA